This is a messenger RNA of Homo sapiens (human), 3767 nucleotides long. It is a transcript of the gene DHRS9, whose product is annotated as dehydrogenase/reductase 9. NCBI's taxonomy places the organism in Eukaryota, Metazoa, Chordata, Mammalia, Primates, Hominidae. Gene Ontology annotation, biological process: retinoic acid biosynthetic process. Bases 2408 to 3367 code for a protein of 319 amino acids. Gene Ontology annotation, cellular component: endoplasmic reticulum membrane. The transcript has 7 exons. Gene Ontology annotation, molecular function: all-trans-retinol dehydrogenase (NAD+) activity; androstan-3-alpha,17-beta-diol dehydrogenase (NAD+) activity; 17-beta-hydroxysteroid dehydrogenase (NAD+) activity. The record is from RefSeq and is a predicted model, not a curated record.
AUAGCAGCUUAUAGUCGUUCAGAGAAACAUGUUCCACUGAGAAUGACUUGAGAGAGAGGAUUACAUCAUUAUGCCAGAAGGAAGAAGCCACUGUGCAUGCUCUAUCACCAGCCUCACCCUCCUGGUCAGCCUUACAAGAGUGACACUGGAUAUACUCCAGAAGUUGGACCCACCACAGCCUGCACACUGGACUUCUUGGCUUUUAUGAGCUAUUCAAGAGAUAUUUAGUCAUCACGUUGUGUCACAAUGGGAGUGACUCACAGAGCAAGGAGAGAACCUGAGGAUUCCUCACACAUGUAGUACUCAGAGCUCUACGGAAACCCAGGCACCUCGACCUCAAGAGGAUCAGCCUGGCCAGGGUGGCACAACUCUUCCUUCCCCGUGCACAGCAGGAAAGCUGCCAUCAGCUGAGCAAGUCCACCAACAGUUUCUGUGUCCCACUUCAUCUUUAAUAAGGAAAACAAACUCAGGAAGAAAAAGAAAAGCAGAAGUGAUCAAGGAGAGCGCUCGAGUUGCAAUAUUUUCCUUUGGCUGCUGACAGGCAGUUACUAUAAAGCAUUGUGCAUGGUGUAUGAAAGACAAAACUAGUUCUCCUUUCUUGGUUUCUUUUGAAUCUUUGUGAUAUGGUAGAGAAAGUUUGAUAAAGUGUUCUUGUGCCUGCUGUCGACUGAUAAUGUGUUCAUCUCUUUGCAGUUCUUCCUUCUCUUUCACACAGUUUAGAGUUCAGAGAGUUUUAGUUCUGGUCACUCUCUGGCAAGUGACCAUAGUUAUGACCUCUACUCUACACCAGAAAUAUCUUGACAAUUACAUGAGAUAAAUAUUACAUAAACACUUCCCAAAACUUUGUAAUGUUAUCAAAAUUGGAAGUGUGAAUAUUAUGUAUUAUUAUAAUUGCUAUCAUCCUUUUGCCCCAGCGAUUCAGAGGUCUCAAAGAUUAAUCCAAUUAUCACUAGAACUCUGGAGCUACAGUGGAGACUUCCUUCUUUCCUUCCUUUUUUCCUUCUUUGCUGUACAACAUUUACUAAACAUCAACAUAAUGCCAAGUAUCAUACAAGGAACUGGUAAUGUAGAGAAGUAUAUGCAGAGCCCAGAGUUGAGUGGGAAUACAGACUGCAGUGGUAGAACAGAAUGGUCUGGGUAUCAGUCCCGGAAUUGCCACUACAACUGUAGCUGGAGCCAAUUAAACAGAGCUUCUGAAUGUGUUUCCUCCUCUAUACAGUGAAGAUAAUUUUGUCGUAAGGUGUAAAUAAGAUAAAUAUUUAUAGAUCCUAGGAAACGGCCUACAACAUGUUAGGCACUCAAUGAACCAUAGCAGUUAUUAUCAUUCCUCCCUGACUUGGUCAACCAGGAACUUGAGAAUCAUAGAUUUGCUAGGAGGAUAUUUUGAAUUCUGUAGGGUCAGUUGGCCACCCACCAAAGGGUACCCCCAGAGGAGCUGGGGGUCAACAGCAUGGGGUAAACCUUGAGGGAGGGAACAGAUGGGAGGUGAUUGGAUGAAGAGAUUUGGGUGAGGACACAGAGCCAAACCAUAUCAGCCUCUUAUCCUCCUGAUGACAAAAAGACAUUUUAAAAUAUUUAUAUAGAGGGAAAUUAAUGCUUGCAGCAGCAGGAUAUGAGUAAUUUUUAUAAGUAACCCAACUUUUCCAUGAGGCCAUUAAAAAAAGAAACUCAUCAAUGUGAUACUACCAAGGAACCAAUGACUAAGUUUCCAGAAAAGUAGUUCUAGUGCUAUGAUAUUCUGGACUCCCAACACUAGGAAGUUCUAGAACAGUGGUUCUAAACUGGGGGAUAUUUUGUCCUCCAGGGGACAUUUGGCAUUAUCUGGAGACAUUUUUGGUUUUCACAACUUGGGGAGGGGUGCUACUGCUGACUAGAGAGUAGAGGCCAGAGAUGCCACUAAACAUGCUAAAUGCACAGGACUGACCCCACAACAAAUAAUUACCUGGCCCAAAAUAUCAAAAUUACUCAGUUAGAGGAAUCAAUGCCUAAAUAUGAGCAAUACAUAGAGCAGACUGCCUCAUAAAGUGAAAGUGAUUCACCCUGCCAUGAAGAUAACAAAGUUCUUACUGUAACGGCAGACAUUAGGUCACUUCACCCAGUACUCUCCAAGGUAGAUGUUGUAUUUCUACUUUACAGGUAGGAAAAUGGAGGCUAAGAAAAGUUAAUUUGUCCGAGGGCCCUCUGAUGAUAGUGAAACUGGGAUGGAACCUCUGCCUGCUUGCUUCUGAGGUCUGGGCUCCUAACUACUGCUCUACUGCCUCGAGCCAAGAGAUUUACGCCCUAUUAAGCAAUUUGUUGUGCGAUAAAUUGGAAGACACAGCAGAUAAGCAAACAACUCAAGCAACCAGGACACCAUCUUCUUGUAUUAUACAAGAAAGGAGUGUACCUAUCACACACAGGGGGAAAAAUGCUCUUUUGGGUGCUAGGCCUCCUAAUCCUCUGUGGUUUUCUGUGGACUCGUAAAGGAAAACUAAAGAUUGAAGACAUCACUGAUAAGUACAUUUUUAUCACUGGAUGUGACUCGGGCUUUGGAAACUUGGCAGCCAGAACUUUUGAUAAAAAGGGAUUUCAUGUAAUCGCUGCCUGUCUGACUGAAUCAGGAUCAACAGCUUUAAAGGCAGAAACCUCAGAGAGACUUCGUACUGUGCUUCUGGAUGUGACCGACCCAGAGAAUGUCAAGAGGACUGCCCAGUGGGUGAAGAACCAAGUUGGGGAGAAAGGUCUCUGGGGUCUGAUCAAUAAUGCUGGUGUUCCCGGCGUGCUGGCUCCCACUGACUGGCUGACACUAGAGGACUACAGAGAACCUAUUGAAGUGAACCUGUUUGGACUCAUCAGUGUGACACUAAAUAUGCUUCCUUUGGUCAAGAAAGCUCAAGGGAGAGUUAUUAAUGUCUCCAGUGUUGGAGGUCGCCUUGCAAUCGUUGGAGGGGGCUAUACUCCAUCCAAAUAUGCAGUGGAAGGUUUCAAUGACAGCUUAAGACGGGACAUGAAAGCUUUUGGUGUGCACGUCUCAUGCAUUGAACCAGGAUUGUUCAAAACAAACUUGGCAGAUCCAGUAAAGGUAAUUGAAAAAAAACUCGCCAUUUGGGAGCAGCUGUCUCCAGACAUCAAACAACAAUAUGGAGAAGGUUACAUUGAAAAAAGUCUAGACAAACUGAAAGGCAAUAAAUCCUAUGUGAACAUGGACCUCUCUCCGGUGGUAGAGUGCAUGGACCACGCUCUAACAAGUCUCUUCCCUAAGACUCAUUAUGCCGCUGGAAAAGAUGCCAAAAUUUUCUGGAUACCUCUGUCUCACAUGCCAGCAGCUUUGCAAGACUUUUUAUUGUUGAAACAGAAAGCAGAGCUGGCUAAUCCCAAGGCAGUGUGACUCAGCUAACCACAAAUGUCUCCUCCAGGCUAUGAAAUUGGCCGAUUUCAAGAACACAUCUCCUUUUCAACCCCAUUCCUUAUCUGCUCCAACCUGGACUCAUUUAGAUCGUGCUUAUUUGGAUUGCAAAAGGGAGUCCCACCAUCGCUGGUGGUAUCCCAGGGUCCCUGCUCAAGUUUUCUUUGAAAAGGAGGGCUGGAAUGGUACAUCACAUAGGCAAGUCCUGCCCUGUAUUUAGGCUUUGCCUGCUUGGUGUGAUGUAAGGGAAAUUGAAAGACUUGCCCAUUCAAAAUGAUCUUUACCGUGGCCUGCCCCAUGCUUAUGGUCCCCAGCAUUUACAGUAACUUGUGAAUGUUAAGUAUCAUCUCUUAUCUAAAUAUUAAAAGAUAAGUCAAACAUU